This is a messenger RNA of Raphanus sativus (radish), 1808 nucleotides long. Its product is annotated as cytochrome P450 72A13. Gene Ontology annotation, molecular function: monooxygenase activity; iron ion binding; heme binding. The record is from RefSeq and is a predicted model, not a curated record. Bases 70 to 1617 code for a protein of 515 amino acids. NCBI's taxonomy places the organism in Eukaryota, Viridiplantae, Streptophyta, Magnoliopsida, Brassicales, Brassicaceae. The transcript is spliced from 5 exons.
GUAACUUCAAUUCAGUAAAAAAAAAAGAAAAGAAAAACACAUCUAACGAUAUCUCAAAGAAGUGUGUCUAUGAGUAAAACAGAUAUAUCAGCGGUUGCUGUUGCGGCUGCUGUCGUGGCGGUAACAGUAUUGAUAUGGAAAGGUCUGAACCUAGCUUGGUUUAGACCAAAGAAACAUGAGGCUUAUCUAAAGAGACAAGGUCUCUCUGGAACUCCUUUCACCUUUCUUGUCGGUGACGCUAUAAGGGAAGCCAGUAUGGUGGAGCAAGCAAAAAUCAGACCCAUCAGUAUAACCGAAGAUUACACGGCACGUGUCAUGCCUAUGAUAUCACAAACCGUUAAGGAUCAUGGGGAGACAUGUUACAUGUGGAUGGGACCUACAGCGAGUGUGAUUGUGACGAAACCAGAACACAUCAAAGAAGUUAUGAACAGAGUUAACGAUUUUCCGAAGCCGCCAGCGCACCCAGUCGUUGAGCUUUUUGCGACUGGAGUCGCCUUGUAUAGUGGAGAGAAAUGGUCUAAGCACAGGAAGAUUAUUAACCCUUCUUUUCAUCUAGAAAAGCUCAAGAUCAUGAUACCUGCGUUCUACGAGAGCUGUAUCGAGAUGAUAAGUAAAUGGGAGAGGUUAGUGAGUGAGCAAGGUUCAUCAAUUGAGAUUGAUGUUUGGCCAUAUCUUGAGGAUGUAACCUCAAAUGCAGUCUCGCGUACUGCAUUUGGUAGUAGCUAUGAGGAAGGUAAGAGAAUCUUUGAGCUUCAAGAAGAACAAGGUCGACGAGUUGUAAAAGCUCUUGAGAUGGCUUUCAUACCUGGAAUGAGAUUUCUACCUACAAAGAACAACUUGAGGAUGAAGCAGAUAGACGGAGAAGUGAAGUCUAGGUUGGGAGAGAUCAUCAAGAAAAGACAGAGAGAUAUGGAAGCAGGGGAGGCUCCAAAGAAUGAUCUGCUGGGAAUACUUUUGGAAUCUAACUCUGGAGAUCAUGGGAUGAGUACCAAAGAUGUGAUAGAAGAGUGCAGGCUGUUUCACUUUGCCGGCCAAGAAACCACUGCGGAUCUGCUUGUGUGGACUAUGAUCAUGCUAAGCUAUCACCAGAAAUGGCAAGAUGAAGCUAGACAAGAGAUAUUACAAGUCAUUGGGAAGAACAACAAACCAAGUUUUGAUGCACUCUCUCGACUGAAAAUAAUGAGCAUGAUCUUGAACGAAGUGUUGAGGUUAUACCCACCAGGGACUCUACUUGGUCGAACCAUAGAGAAAGAAACAAAGCUAGAUGAGGAGGUGACACUUCCAGGUGGUGCGCAAGUAGUGAUUCCUACUCUUAUGGUUCAUCGUGAUCCUGAUAUCUGGGGAGAAGAUGUUCAUGAGUUUAAACCGGAUAGAUUCGCGGAUGGGAUCUCAAAGGCCACGAAGAACCAAGUCGCUUUUCUUCCCUUUGGAUGGGGACCAAGAUUCUGUCCUGGUCAGAAUUUUGCUCUCAUGGAAGCUAAGAUGGCUCUCGUCUUGAUACUGCAGAGAUUCUCCUUCGAGCUGUCUCCAUCGUAUAUUCACGCACCUCACACGGUUCUUACACUUCAUCCUCAGUUUGGUGCUCCCUUGAUCUUCCACAUGCUCCAAGAUCAGUAAACUAGGUUUCCAAGAUCCUCUGUUUUUUUUAAGCAAGAUUCAUAAUUUGUUAGCGUAUAACACGGAGAAGUUCAUGAGAAUUUUACUGCGAAAUUCUUAUGAAUUAUUCGUCCAUAAAGAGUAGCAUCUAUGCAUGUAAUAUAUUCUUUAAUCAUGAAGUAAGAAAUAAAAUGUAGCUUUAUUGUGUACCA